Messenger RNA from Fulmarus glacialis (Northern fulmar), 1012 nucleotides. RefSeq names its product sodium channel, non-voltage-gated 1, beta subunit (gene SCNN1B). The record is from RefSeq and is a predicted model, not a curated record. Gene Ontology annotation, cellular component: membrane. Lineage: Eukaryota; Metazoa; Chordata; Aves; Procellariiformes; Procellariidae. Gene Ontology annotation, biological process: sodium ion transmembrane transport. The transcript has 10 exons. Gene Ontology annotation, molecular function: ligand-gated sodium channel activity. The annotation marks the transcript as partial.
UGCAGCCAUCAGGGCUCCGACAACUGCACCUACAGGAACUUCACCAGCGCGGCGCAGGCGGUGACCGAGUGGUACAUCCUGCAGUCCACGAGCAUCCUCUCCAAAGUCCCGCUGCAAGAGAGAAUCAGGAUGGGCUACCAGGCAGAAGACAUGAUCCUGGCGUGUCUCUAUGGGGCCGAACCCUGCAACUACAAGAAUUUCACCCAAAUCUAUCACCCAGACCAUGGUAACUGCUACAUCUUUAACUGGGGCAUGGACGAAGAGGCUUUGAAUUCUUCUAAUCCUGGAGCUGAGUUUGGGCUGAAGUUAAUUCUGGACAUCAGCCAGCAAGACUAUAUCCCUUACCUGUCAUCCGCUGCCGGGGCCAGGCUCAUGCUGCAUCAACAGAAGAGCUUCCCCUUCCUUAAGGAUCAGGGCAUCUAUGCAAUGGCCGGGACAGAAACCUCCAUCGGCGUGUUAGUGGAUGAACUGGAACGGAUGGGCUAUCCCUACAGUGACUGCACCAUGAACGGGUCUGAUGUCCCUGUAAAAAAUCUCUAUAGCCAAUAUAAUACUUCCUAUUCCAUACAGGCUUGCCUGCGCUCUUGUUUCCAAAAUCACAUGGUUGAAAUCUGUGGAUGUGGUCACUAUAUGUUUCCUUUACCUGAAGGGGUGAAUUAUUGCAAUAACGAAGAUAACCCAGGUUGGGCAUAUUGCUAUUCAUCACUGAGAUCAAGUAUAAGACACAGACAGAUUUGUAUUGACUCUUGUAAGGAAACGUGCAACGACACGCAGUAUAAGAUGACCAUCUCCAUGGCAGACUGGCCGUCUGAAGCUUCGGAGGACUGGAUUUUCCAUAUUCUGUCUUAUGAAAGGGAUAUGUCUACAAAUGUGACUCUGGACAGGAACGGGAUCAUCAAGCUGAACAUUUACUUCCAGGAGUACAACUACCGCACCAUCUCGGAGUCUGCCGCCACGACGAUCGUUUGGCUGCUGUCGAGCCUGGGAGGCCAGUUCGGGUUCUGGAUGGGAG